This is a messenger RNA of Pseudogymnoascus destructans, 1747 nucleotides long. RefSeq lists its product as uncharacterized. The transcript has a single exon. Bases 332 to 1621 code for a protein of 429 amino acids. NCBI's taxonomy places the organism in Eukaryota, Fungi, Ascomycota, Leotiomycetes, Thelebolales, Thelebolaceae. The record is from RefSeq and is a predicted model, not a curated record.
CUCCUUUCUUCGCAAUAUUGCUUUUGGGAUCGAUGGUCUGGGGCUCUGAAUCCGACCCGUGGUAUCUCGAUGAACAAAGAACUCAAAAGGAUUCGGUGAGCUGGUUCUUUCACUAUCGAACGCAUUCGGGCCACGGAUGAUGAGAGAUGCUGGGGGGCACACAUACAUACAUAGGUAGGCGAGGUAAGUUGCUUUGAAUCUCUUAAACUCUUCAGUUCCCUCUUUCGAGCUAUUGUCCAUCGCUUUUACAACACCUUAUACAACACACACACAUUCUCCUUAUUGACCGGCAGGUCAUCAAUUACAAGGCGAUUCAAUCGCACCACCCACCAUGGCCUCAAACCCAGGACCCAACCCCCUUACCCCUCCAGGAUUCGCGAGAAAAACCAUACCCCGCCUCUCCACCCCCGAGCCCCCAUUCAACUACACCCCAAUCUCCCCCAAAGAUGCCGCCAUGCACCGCCUUCGCGCCCUCCAAGACCCAGAAACAGAAGCAAUAAACCAGCACUACCGCCGAACCGGCCAGCUCCCCCGCGUCCUCGGCUCGUCGCCGCUGGCUACAUCGAGUGGGAUCGCUGGGACGAGAUUCACACCCGUUAACCGCCCUGUCGCCGGCACUUCUGGGACGAGACCGGGGGGUGAAGAUGUGCCUGGGGUCACCAUUAAUAGAGCUAUAAAUGGCGGGGUAGCCCCGGGUGCGAAUCCUCAGGGGAGAAACCCGGGACCGGCGCGUGGCACGAGAGGUCGACUCCCGGCGCCGAAGCCCAUGGGCCUGCCUCCGGGGGUUAUACUGCGGCAGCCUGGACUGGAGCCGAGGAGGAAUAUGACGCGGUAUGGCGCUUUCAUUGAGGAUAGCCCGGAGCCGCCGCCGGCGCGGCGGCCGGACGUCCCGCCGCCUACGGAUGCGGAGAUGCGCGCGAGGUUGGCGAUGCAGACGGGUCAGAGGGGGGUGAUGAAGUAUCCGAUCCGGUAUAUGGGGAUAUUGCCCGAUGUGCUGAGUGAGGAUUUCGAUGCGAGUACGGGGUAUAAUCCGCCGCCUCCGGGGCAGAGGGGGACAGAGGCGGAGGAGCGUGCGUGGAAGAAGGUGAGGGAGGAGAGCCUUAGGGGGGUGAGGUUUGAGGAGUGGAAUACGAGUUGGCUUAUGAGGAUGGCGCAGUUGAAGGGGGUUAGUGUGGCGCUGGAAGGGGGAGACGCGGCGGUUCGUGAGGCACUGGAGAGGGAGUUGACGGAGGUGAAGAUAGCGGAGCGGGCUGUGGCAGUGCAGGUCGCUGCGGAGAGGAGGGACGGGGGGCGCUGGGCCAGGGUGGUAGAGAGGGAGGUCGAGCAAGAAUGCUAUAUUUUACUGGAUGAGGAUAAGGAUGACCUGGAGAAGAUCAAGUCGAAGGUGGCUAUGACGUGGCAGCGGACUAAGAUGGAUAUAGCUGCUGGUGACGUGAGCUUGUGGUUGUCGGCUGUGACGUGGGGGAACAAGCCGUCGAGGAUGGUGAGGUGGGCGGGGAGAAAUGCAGAGAUGGAUGAUGGGCAUUGGUUGGGGUUUUAUAUGUAUAGGAUGACGAGGACGGGGAAGAGGGCGGAAGUUGAGGGGAAUGAGAGGUAUGAGAGGGAGAUGAGAAAGAGAUAAGGCGCUUGACGGUUAUGUGCUUUGCUGUUGUUGUUUGUGGCUUCUGCGUUGCUUGAUUUCCUUGCUCAUUUUGUCUAACUGAUUAUUAUCUGAUCGAAAUGGAAUCCGAAAACCUUAUUAUCUACC